AUGAAGGAGUUGGAUAGAAAGGCUGCUGCUUUUGAUGCGCUUGCUGUGCGACAACAGUGGUCGCCACAGAAGCCAAAUGGUCCGUAUGGUGAUGGGUCGAAAGGAAAAGGGAAAGGUAAGGGUGGUAGGAAGUGUUUUACUUGGAUUCGUCAAGGACCUGGUCGUGGUUUGAAUUGUGGGAACCCUUCGUGCUCUUUUGAUCAUUCUUUGCCUAGUACUCGCUCUGAAGCUCAAGAUAUUAAGAAUUUUGCUCGUUCGUUGAAUGAUUGGAGCCUCGAUCUUGAUUAUGAUAGUGAGCAUCCUCGUGUCGUUUCUGCCCCGUCGGGGUCGUCCAACACCACUGUAGCAAGCAACGCGAGCACUGUGUCGCCUGCCAGUGCUGCAGUUGUAGCAGAAUCGUCGGGAUGA
Messenger RNA from Amoebophrya sp. A25, 408 nucleotides. The record is from the annotation of a GenBank genome assembly. Lineage: Eukaryota; Dinophyceae; Syndiniales; Amoebophryaceae.